This is a messenger RNA of Closterium sp. NIES-67, 1301 nucleotides long. The record is from the annotation of a GenBank genome assembly. NCBI's taxonomy places the organism in Eukaryota, Viridiplantae, Streptophyta, Zygnematophyceae, Desmidiales, Closteriaceae.
AAUUAAUUGUUUGUCUAGAAAUUUAGAACAAACAUCUCGCUAAACCUGCUAUGUACUGCCUGGUGUAGACUCAAAUUUCUGGAGCCUAGUACUGUAGCUGGUUACCUCUCUUGUUCCCCUUCAGUUAGUUAGAUCCGGGUCGGCGUUGGAUAGAGAUGGGGGAAGCGUUUAGUACAUGAUCCUUCUCGUAGUCCGGUUUCCGUGGGUUCCUCGCGCUCAAUACAUUCCCCCGGUUACAUUCCCCUGGUUCCCUGUGCUAGUGUGUCAAUCUCGUCCCGCUUACGAGUACCACUACCGGUCUCACAUUCCGUCUAAAAUUCCGUCUCCAUGCCGACGUCAACGGACGGAGCGCAAGGCGCUCCGCCUCAAGGGCCUCUCGCGGCGCGCGUGAAAACAUACACGUCGGUGCAAAAGUUCAAGGAUAAGCUGAAGCUGCGCACGGCAGCGGGGGAGGUGAAGCCAGCGGUUCGGUUUUGACGCCUGGGGGAGGCAGCGCGCGGCCGAUGACGGGCGGCGAUCAGGGGAAACGACUGCUGUCCCAGUCGGCUGUAAAUCGAUGGCUAAAAGUGAACUCUCAAGACGCCGCCAAGUGCGCGGAAGCCGUCCACAAGCUGCUAGACGAGGGCGCGGAUUCGUUCGGCAAGCGCGCGGAGCUGAUGUACGCGCGCCGCCCAGACAUUCUCCAGCAGGUCGACCUGCUGCACAACCGCUACUUAACUCUCGCGGCGCGCUACGAGCAGCUAUUCGUCACGUCGACGCACUACGCCGCCGCCGCCGCCGCCGCGACAGCGAAUGCCGCGGCCGGGGAAGGCUUGGAGGAGGGGCUACUCUCUCCGCUUAUCAGCCCCGCGGGUUCCUCCGCCAAGCUGGCGGAAGACGGGGCUGGGGCGGAGGGUGCGGGGAAGGGCAAGGGGGCGAAAUGUUUGUUGUCGAGCAGGAUGUGACUGCGAUCGAAAAGUUUUUUGGGCAGAUUUUGGGCAGUUUGGACAAGGUUUUGAAGGAGGAAGCAGGGCAAGGCUCGUGGGAGGAACUGGUUGGAGCGUUAUCCGAGCUGAAACUGGCAGGGGAGGGGAAGGCCGAGGGGAAUGCGGAGGAGAACCGCGAGGAGGAUGCGGAAGCUAAGGGAGCUGACGUGUCUAAGAUAGCCCUAGCGCAGGAAGCGGUGGGUCGUGCUAAGGAGCAGCUUAGUACGCUCGUGCGACGGUUUAAAGCCGUCGCGGAGGAGGAGGAAGCGCUGAGGCAGAAGCUGGCCUCGUUAGAGUCACUUGAGGAGGAAAACGCGAUGCUGCGGGAAAUCGUGG